CAAAUUUUCCAGCUGCAUAAGACAAUUCCUCAAUUUCGUUACAAGCUUGUUUACAUCUACUUCACUUUAUUUCUUUAAUUCUUCUGCCAUUCUACAAUAAAUUUUUUUAAAAACAAUUUUAGUCCAUUAUUAAGAAAAUAAUAAUGGACUUUUUGAAUUUAUCAAAUAUUACAAUAUUUAUAUUGUCAAUCAUUUUUAAAUUAAAUCUGUCAUCGGGAGAAUUAGAAUUGAUUACAGUUGAUGAGGGCAAUUCGAGUAAAUGUGAAGAAAAUGGAGAGAAAGUGUGUAAAGCAAAAUUUUACAGCUUACACGCGGUAUAUACGUAUCCAGAUUUAUUGGAAGGGGAUAUAAUAGACUCCAUUUGUUUUGAUCCAAUUAAUCUCAGAGACGGACACGUUGCAACUGGCGCGAGAUUUAAUAAACGUGGUAGAGUACUUUACCUCGAACUUCAAGAAGCUCCGCUUGAAGGACAUAGAGGAAUUGACCCUCAGUUUCUCAGUUGGACAGAUUCAGAUAAUUGUACUUCACGUAAAAAAAUUGUUUUUGAUCCCCAUAAUGAAACUCACGAUAACACAGAAUUGAAAUUAGGCGACAUACAAUUACCGGAUGAUGCAGUUGUUACUGGUGUUACGUUGGGAAAAUCAUUGCGUGGACGGUAUAUUGGUAGAUGGGAUGAAUUUGAUGACAGUAAAGGUGAAGUUGUAAGAGAUCUUCAAGGAUGGAAUCAUGUUGUAUUUCGUGGAAACCCAGUGGGUACUGAAAAUGAGCUAUAUGUUAACCCGUCCAUCGAUUUACAGGAAAUCGUUACCGAUCCAGGUUUUCCUCAGCCCAUUAAUGGAAUCAGUUUUUAUUUGCGUUAUCUGCUUAACGGCCGACAAAUGCUGGCUCUCAAAGUUACUUACGCGACCCCAAAUUAUCUGAGAUAACCUUAUAACUAAUCCUAUAAUAAAAUCAUUUCUUUUUGGUGAAUCUUAUCUGUAAUUGUAAUUUUUUCGCUUUAUUUGAAUAAUAAAAUAAAUAACAAUAAAAUACAAAAA
Messenger RNA from Microplitis mediator, 1037 nucleotides. RefSeq lists its product as uncharacterized. The transcript has 5 exons. Bases 144 to 926 code for a protein of 260 amino acids. The record is from RefSeq and is a predicted model, not a curated record. Lineage: Eukaryota; Metazoa; Arthropoda; Insecta; Hymenoptera; Braconidae.